AUGACGACUUAUGUUCUUUACAGUCCUGACAGCGCAAUUGAUGAAUUCUUCAACUCGAACACUACUGUCACAAGACAGCAAUGCGAUGAAUUUGCUAUUUCUCGCACUGGUGUCUAUAUCUACGAGAUGGAGUAUCUUCCUGGGAUUGCUCAUAUAAUGGCGCGUAUAUCCCUAGACGACAUGUACCGGCAGCGUAACACUAUCAAGGACUUUGCAAGGGUCCGCAAGGAACUCCCGUCUCUCUUCUCAACAUCCCUCCCCUUUGUCCUUAGCCACGGUGAUCUUAACGUGAUGAACUUCCUCGUCAAUCCCCAAACCGGAAAGAUCACAGGGAUUGUUGACUGGGCUGAAUCAAGGAUUCUGCCAUUCGGUUUCGCGCUACACGGACUUGAGAAUCUUUUAGGCUGGACUCAGAAGGGUGGCACUACUAUGAUCGCUACCGCGAACUCGAGAGCCUCUUCUAGGAAACCUUUCGAAAGGAGGCUCACGAUUUCUCCGACUCUGAUUUGUAUUUGA
Molecule: messenger RNA, 516 nt
Organism: Penicillium daleae
Lineage: Eukaryota; Fungi; Ascomycota; Eurotiomycetes; Eurotiales; Aspergillaceae
Exons: 3
Coding region: 1-516 (171 amino acids)
Source: RefSeq, a predicted model, not a curated record